This is a messenger RNA of Python bivittatus (Burmese python), 1206 nucleotides long. The record is from RefSeq and is a predicted model, not a curated record. NCBI's taxonomy places the organism in Eukaryota, Metazoa, Chordata, Lepidosauria, Squamata, Pythonidae.
CCGGUGCUGGCGGCCGACGGCUCCCUCACCAGUCCGUACCAGGCAGCUGACAAGCCGAACGCCCCUCCCAAUUGCCCAGCCUCUUGCACCUCUGGGCUCAUCCCCCAGAACUCCUUGCAGGACGAGACCCCAUACCCUUCCUGCGCGGACAGGCCCAAGAAAGCCUCCCCCUGUGGGACAUCUAAUGGCCUCAGCAGCACUGCAGAGGUGAAAAUCAACGGCCCCAGUUUCUACGGCGAUGUCUCCACGCCGGCCUCUCCCAGGCUGAGCGGGCAGGGCGGGGCAAUCCCCGGGUUGUCUCAUCGUCAGCAGCCCUGGCCCAGGCCCACCACCCCCCCAGCAGCUUGCGGGCUCCUCAAUCACGUGGCUGGUGCAGUUGUAAAAACAGAGAACGCCGCGGGACCUGUGUCGUGCCCCCACAAGGUUGCUGUGCCAGUCACCACGCUGCUGGCUUCCAUCCCCAGCUCUUGCUUCAGCCUAGAAGCUGCCACUGCGUGGCAGCGGAAGAACACUCAGGCGCAGAUUGGGCCUCUGCUGGCUACAGAUCUGGGGGCAGCGGACUCUCCCCUGACCGCCACAUGGGCGCUCACCCCUCCCCAAGCAGCUGUGGGGGAGGGAGGCUCUGCCAUCGCCCCCGCCCAUGGCUUUUGCUCAUCAGCCCCACCUCCAGGUGAGUGCGCCAUGGCAUGGGGAGGGCUCAGGGCCCUUGCCCCGCCCUGCCCGAAGUCCCGAAUAAAGGCCUCUCUCCUUCAAAAGGCAGGAUGUCUUUUCAGUACAGAAAAUGGGGUUAGGUUUGCCAUGGGCACCUGGGUGAUGCCAAGGGAACAAUCCAGGCUGUGCCUGGCAAUUGUGUCCUCCACAGCUCCAGUCAUCCUGCCAGGAUGUGGCCACAAAAUAAACGCAGGCUGCAGAAGCGAAGGGCCCUGCUGUCCGUGCUGUGGCUUCAGCCUGCUCUGCUCUCUUGCAGCCCUGGGCCUUAAUGUCCAGUGGAUGCUUCCCAAAGCAGGGUUCCUGUGCUUCUGGCCAGGGCCCCCCCCUUCUCCAUUGCCACGGGAUGCAACUUCCUUUCCAAAGGGGGAUCACGAUAAUGGUGCAACGGUUUGUCACUGCAAAAGUCAAACAAUGAGAGCUUUAGCAGCAGCAAGAACUUGUUGGGAGCAGCGUCCGUCCCAGAAGCUAAACUUGGACCAAAGGGUGGAAGAAUGA